UAAUCUUUUUUCUGAAAAUUAGAAGCAAUGACAGUAGUCUUUGGUAUGAACUCAAUGUUUGAAACAUAAAAAUGACGUAAAGUCAUUACAGUCAAAAUCUAAGUGCAGACCAAAGGUUCUCCCAUAAAAUACCACUUAUUUGAACUUAUAUUUAUAAAUUGUAAAAGUAAAAUAACAGAUAUGAGUAGAGAAGGAAAAAUGAGACCGAGAUCUCCAACGUUCAGACGAGGCCGUCCUGUACCCAGACUGUUCAAUUUCACCCCACAUGAAGAAGAUGAAAUGACCACAUCAAAUUCUGAACUGAAACCAGUUGAAGAAGAAACAAAAACUGAGAUCAGUGAAGAAGCACAAGAACAUUGUGAGCCUUGCGAACCUUGCGAGGCGGUGGACCAGGCUGACGCUUUUAAGUCAGAGUUCGAGAGGUUCGUUGAGAUCUCCAAAUAUUUCUCAAGUCCUUUGCGUAAAAGUGCUUCAUAUAUAUGCGAGAACCGCCUUGUUUCCUAUCCAAAUCCAUUCGCCAUACACUACAAGCGUGGAGGGGUCACUACGCAGCACAUCAAAUUCUGCAAUCUUACUUUGGAACCAGUUUAUAUCAAGCUUUACAAGUUGAUACCAGAUUUAGAACAACUCAAAUACAUAAAUUUGUCUUUUUCUCGGUGUAAGAGGAUCCCACCUGGGCUGUCGUUCAAUUUAGGAUUCGUUUACGACGAUGUCAACGAAAAACCGCCUUGCAAUGCUAAAAUGAUUUUUGUGGCGUCCAGAAAAACUACCACACCGUGUUAUCAAAUCUGUGAAAUUGAACUUGAAAUCGAAGCUCAGAAAAUCAGGCUUGUCACUAUUUAAUUUCAUACCUAUUUUAAAAAUGCUUAGGCAAGAAAAAAAUGUGAAUACUUGUUGUCUGUAUAAAUAAAAUUGAAAUAUCUUCUAGAAA
Molecule: messenger RNA, 931 nt
Organism: Plodia interpunctella (Indianmeal moth)
Lineage: Eukaryota; Metazoa; Arthropoda; Insecta; Lepidoptera; Pyralidae
Exons: 1
Coding region: 181-843 (220 amino acids)
Source: RefSeq, a predicted model, not a curated record